Microdochium trichocladiopsis is the source of this 2438-nucleotide messenger RNA. RefSeq lists its product as uncharacterized. The record is from RefSeq and is a predicted model, not a curated record. The transcript is spliced from 3 exons. Lineage: Eukaryota; Fungi; Ascomycota; Sordariomycetes; Xylariales; Microdochiaceae. Gene Ontology annotation, molecular function: N,N-dimethylaniline monooxygenase activity; flavin adenine dinucleotide binding; NADP binding. Bases 64 to 2244 code for a protein of 726 amino acids.
GACACAUUCCGUUUUGCUAGGCUAGAGGUCUCUUCCCUCAUCAUCACUCCUUUGAACACAGAAAUGACCAAGUCUGUUUGCAUCAUUGGUGCCGGCCCUUCGGGGCUCGUCGCAGCCAAAUCUUUACUGCAUGAUGUCGGCCCAGGGACUUUCAAAGUCACCAUCUUCGACAGCCAGAGCCGCAUAGGCGGCCUGUGGCCUGCCUCCAAGACAGACAAUGGCGGGCUCGUGCACCCGCUCAUGGUCGCGAAUCAGAGCAAACACACAGUCCAGUUCAGCGACCUGGCAUGGGAGCCUUCCGCACCGCAGCUCCCCCGCGCCUGGCAGGUCGGACAGUAUCUCGAGCGAUAUCGACAACGUUAUCUCCAGGCUGCUGAUCUGCGACUUGGUCACAAAGUCGUGGCAACCGAGGUCAAGACUGGUGGGUCAUGGGAGAUACAGACCAGCUCCGAGAAAGGCGUGGAGACGAGCGUGUUUGACUGUCUCAUCGUCUCGACGGGCUUCUUCGGCCAGCCGAUCUGGCCAGAAGAUAUACCCAGGAAGAAUGAUGUGCCCAUCAUUCACAGCAGCAGAUAUAGGACCCUGCAAGACCUUCUACCACGAGACAAGCCGGCGGGUGGGAAGAUCCUGGUCGUUGGUGGCCAGAUGUCUGGCAUUGAGAUUGCUGGCACUGUCGCGACUCACUUGUCUACCGCCAUCAACACGCCUGAUGACAAGCCAAUUGCCCAACCAGAAAAGUACAAGAUACAUCAUGUCGCGCACCGUCCCGCAUGGGUCCUUCCGCUGUUCACUUCACCUACUCCCAAAGAAGCGGCUCCCUUUUUCUUGCCGUGCGACCUUCCCUCGUAUAACCUGGCCGGGCGCCCAAAGCCGUUGACCAACAAGUCGGGCUCCAUCAGCGAGGAGGCCGCGCAGCAGUCCAACGGGAUCUUCAAGGUUGUCCUUGGGACAGAUCAAUCUGAAUUCUCCCCGCAGACUGCGAUUCAGGGCGACUUAUUGGAUGCGCCGCCAUAUCUGGCAGUCAGCGAACACUACCUGGACUUUGUCCGGUCUGGCCUGAUUGAGGUGAGCAAAGGCAAAGUCUCGGGCGUCUCCGGGUCUGCAGUUACAAUUUCUCCAAGCGGUGAGAGGAUUGAGGAUGUCGCAGCCGUGAUCCUAGCAACUGGAUUUGACCCAGCGGCUUCGAUCUCUUUUCUACCCUCUGCAGUCCAGGAAGCCAUCUCAUUCGACCCUUCAAACGUCAACCUACCUGCUGCGCUUGCUUUCCAUGGCACACAUCAUCCCACCUUCCCAAGCUUGGGCUUUGUAGGGUUUUACAGGUCGCCAUACUGGGGCGUGAUGGAAAUGCAGGCGAGAUUCGUGGCCCAGAUGCUUCUUGGCUCAGAGGCAAAAGCGUCUCUUGAGGAUACAUUGGACCAAGACAAGAGCAUUGAGCAUAUCCUGCAUUUGAGGUCCGACCCAAGGACUGCCCAGUUCCCAACGGGCGACUAUCCUUUUAUCAUGCAGGAAUUCGGAAAUGCUCUUGGCAUUCAGAUAUCCGAACCCCUGCCAACUCCCGAGCUGCCUGAGGGAAAGGCCAUGGACAUCCUGACACCUGCGCGAUAUGUCAUGCCGGGCCUGUCCCGGGAACAACAGGACGAAGUUGACAAGAAUCUUGCAUCAACCAACGAGGCAGCCCUCGGUGGCCUCACAAAAGCCAAGUUCGUGGCGCAUGCGGUCUUUCGGUCAUUGUUGGGAGACUGGAUUCUCGAGCGCGACCUCAUCUCCAAAUUACCUUCCCACCCUAGCGGCCGCUUUGUUGGGGUUGCCAAGUUCCUCUUGCGAGAAGGCACUGCUGAUGGCCGAAGUCUGGACAAAGAGUCCGACCCUGGGAUGGAAUAUCUCUACAUUGAGGACGGCGACUUCACCGCCUCCAACGGCAUGAAAUUCCGUGCUACCCGGCGGUACAUUUGGCGUUUCAACGACGCAACCGACACCCUGAGUGUAUGGUUUGCCAGGACAGACGACAACUCGCGGGCAGACUACCUCUUUCACGAUGUCGAGUUCCUGGUUCCGGACAAGCAGCCAAGCAGUGCCCACAAAUGCUGGCACGCCAAGGCUGCUCAUCUUUGCAUUGAUGACAUGUACAACGUCAAGUACGAGUUCAACUUCGGCGCUGUAAACUUGAAAGACUGGCGUCUCGCAUAUACCGUCAAUGGUCCGAAGAAGGACUAUACCAUAGAUGGCACUUACCGCAGAGCUUAGAAUCUAAUAGAUGCCGAGCGGAGUUUUGACCAUGGAGUUCGACUCAUUCCUCGUAGCGGAAUUUCGCCAGGGCCAGAUUCAUUUUUGACGUGGUGCAACUCAUAUGGCUUGUAGCUGUUCUUCCGGGUCGGGCAGUGUAUAGCUUUGCUUGUAAAGAAACCUGUUCGAGUACUCGAUCUCAGCGUACUCUCUGG